AUGUCGACCCGCAGCAACCGCUUCUCCGCCUCCUUCCAGCCCCUGCGCACCAACAUGCGCACCCUCCGCACCGCCUUCAGCCCCCCACGCUCCUCGCGCUCCGCCUCCACAACCUCAUACAGCAGCACCUCGACCACGCCCCUGACCCACUCGCACUCGCCCUCGCACUCGCCCUCGCACUCACCCUCGUCCUCGCACUCCUCGUCGCACUCCCGCAACCCCUCCCCGCAGAGCAUGCGCUCGGCGCAUAGUCUCGCGGAUGUGCUCGCGCUACGCCGCGCGCCAUCGGAGCGCGCGUUUGAGAGCGCGCGCGAGGCACGGGUGUUCGCGGUCGGGUUGCAGGUGCUGGAGCCCCGGCCGCGGGAGGAGUGUGAGGGCGUGGUGGGGAUUUUCGAGGUUCUGGAUGGGAAGUGCUAG
This is a messenger RNA of Boeremia exigua, 417 nucleotides long. RefSeq lists its product as uncharacterized. The record is from RefSeq and is a predicted model, not a curated record. The coding region runs from base 1 to 417 and encodes 138 amino acids. Lineage: Eukaryota; Fungi; Ascomycota; Dothideomycetes; Pleosporales; Didymellaceae. The transcript has a single exon.